AUGGAGUGCUUAUGUUUGAACUUUGCCUCAUAUAAAUGUCCUUGUUCUCAGAGAAGCUUAUGUCAAAGGUCAAUCAGUGGGAUUGAUUUGAUACCCAGCUAUAACUGGUUCUGUCUCAUCCUGGAAAGAGGUUGCCCGGGCCCCUCAAGGGUUAGUAACUUCACCCCCCACUAACUAUAUGUGCAGUGUCCCAGACCCGUUUUACUGCUGGCUAUUUGUAUGUAGCCCACAUCUGUAGAAUGCUAGUGUCUUGUUAGGUCAGAUAUUUGUGUGUUUAGCAUUCCUACAAGUCCUAGUGUUCAUAGUAGUGUUUUGUCCUGUGUUAGCUGUGGUUGGUGUUGGGUUUCCCAUUAAGGGCUUUCUGACAGACCACAGACAUAUAUCUGGUGCGUGAAUGAAUGAGACGGAGAAAGUGGGUGACACUCUUCGCAAUACCUGGCUUCCCACAAUCAAAGGGGGGCGCGGUCUCUCUGUAUUCCCUCUGUCAUUGGACAAAAAGAAGAGGAACUGGGCCAUUGUGAGAUAUGAGACUUCAACAAGCUGGCAACACGCAACAGGUGCCUAGUUAGGAGGGUGUAAUGUUACAGAACAUUCAGACAGAACUAGGCUAUAUUGUGUAGAUAAAAUAUACAUUCUACUUUGCUACAGAGAAUAGGCUAUCGUGUCAGCUGCUCUAUACAGGUCACUUCUAUCUGCAACAUCCUGAAUGUCUAGGAGUAGGCCACUGCUUGUUCACACACAGGACUCGGCCUGAGCUAGUCAGACUAGCCACCUGAAAUGCCAAACAACUGGGAAAUAGGACAUCCUGGCAUGUCUUCAGAGAUGAGUGAAUCUGAACAGCACCAGGUUUAGAAUGAAUUCUUGUGAACAAGCACACAGACAAGGCUGCCAGGUCCCAAUCUCUGGAAAUCACUUUCUCAGAAUGUAGAUGAGGUUCGGUUCCGUUGCAUAGGCUAGAUGAGUUAGAGACAGUGUAACAGUUACAAAGACUAGACUAUGUGAUGGGGAGGAAAGUGCAUUCUUCUGUCUUCCUCUUUCCCUACCUAAUAGUAGAUCAAUCUACUAUUGACACUGUGCAGGCUCUCUCUCUGUGUGAACUAGAGAUUCCAUCAGAUUCCUUGUAUAGAUGGCAUCCAGUGAUAAUAGUUAGUAUUCAACUUUAUAUAGCCUAGUAACACACAUGGUUCUAAAUUCCAUGUGAUUUUACAUGGAUCCACCAAUAUAGCGGAAUAAUCACGUUAUCCAUUCCAAUAAUCUGGAGUCUAUAGAGUGGGAUUUCAGCAGCUGUAGAGUGGUCCUAAGGUCCUCUGUAGCUCAGCUGGUAGAGCACGGCGCUUGGAACGCUAAGGUAGUGGGUUCGAUAUCCGGGACCACCCAUACACAAAAAAAAUAAUAUGCACGCAUGACUGUAAGUCGCUUUGGAUAAAAGCGUCUGCUAAAUGGCAUAUUAUUAUUAGUAAGGCUUCCCUGACUUAAGAGUACUAUAAUGUAUGACUAACUCAUAGUGUAUGUUGCUGACUAGUAGUCUUAAUGGCUGCGCCGUAGAUGAAACCAGUGCUGCACAGACUGGUAAAGCCCCUUAAUCUGAUUAGUCCUGGGAGAGGAACACACACACACAGAUACACACAGAUACAUGCUGGACGGGGCUUGGUGAUGGGAGCCAUUCGUGUUUCCUUCAACAUUUCCUCAGAGAAACUCAGCUUCUCUUUGGACCACAGACUGGUGAGUUUUACACGCACGCGCACACACACACACACACACACACACACACACACACACACAGAACCACCCUUUGUGCUGUCCACUUAUGUCUGUUUCAUGCUGCGUGGUCCCAUGGUGUUUAUACUUGCGUACUAUUGUUUGUACAGAUGAACGUGGUACCUUCAGGCGUUCGGAAAUUGCUCCCAAGGAUGAACCAGACUUGUGGAGGUCUACAAUUCUUUAUCUGAGGUCUUGGCUGAUUUCUUUUGAUUUUUCCAUGAUAUCAAGCAAAGAUGCACUGAGUUUGAAGGUAGGCCUUGAAAUACAUCCACAGGUACACCUCCAAUUGACUCAAAUGAUGUCAAUUAGCCUAUCAGAAGCUUAUAAAGCCAUGACAUAAUUUUCUGUAAUUUUCCAAGCUGUUUAAAGGCACAGUCAACUUAGUGUAUGUAAACUUCUGACCCACUGGAAUUGUGAUACAGUGAAUUAUAAGUGAAAUAAUCUGUAAACAAUUGUUGGAAAAAUUACUUGUGUCAUGCACAAAGUAGAUGUCCUAACCGACUUGCCAAAACUAUAGUUUGUUAACAAGACAUUUGUGGAGUGGGUGAAAAACUAGUUGUAAUGACUCCAACCUAAGUGUAUGUAAACUUCCAACUUCAACUGUACGUCUCAGAGUGGCUAACAUGGAAGGUCUCCUACAUGCAUAUCAGAGUGGCUAACAUGGAAGGUCUCCUACAUGCGUAUCAGAGUGGCUAACAUGGAAGGUCUCCUACAUGCGUAUCAGAGUGGCUAACAUGGAAGGUCUCCUACAUGCGUAUCAGAGUGGCUAACAUGGAAGGUCUCCUACAUGCGUAUCAGAGUGGCUAACAUGGAAGGUCUCCUGCAUGCGUAUCAGAGUGGCUAACAUGGAAGGUCUCCUACAUGCGUAUCAGAGUGGCUAACAUGGAAGGUCUCCUACAUGCGUAUCAGAGUGGCUAACAUGGAAGGUCUCCUGCAUGCGUAUCAGAGUGGCUAACAUGGAAGGUCUCCUACAUGCGUAUCAGAGUGGCUAACAUGGAAGGUCUCCUACAUGCGUAUCAGAGUGGCUAACAUGGAAGGGACAAACGGGAUAAACAAUUCUCUCAUUCUUUCACAAUUUCAAUAAGUUGUAGUGUGUUAACAGUUAUUUACCCUGAACGUGUUUGUCUCUCUGGUCAGGACACUGUUAAACCUGGCUUGCUAGAUUCGAUCUCUCAGAUAACAACAGACAACCUGUAAACGAGCAGGCUGAGCAGCUUACCAUAGAAUCAUGGCAGUGUUAAUGCUUUUGGGGAGGUUCUGUCUGGGUUCCAUGGCUUAGCUACCAAAUGAGAGAACUGCUAGAGAAGUGCCUUUCCCUUAAUAUUCUCUGUCUAGCCGUCUAUUUAGUUUAACUCUCCGUUUAUAUUUCUGCCCAAUUAGCCUGAGCCUGGCCCGGGGCAGGACAUGACUCUGCUCUGUGUAGGUGAAUUGGGGGCUGGAGUUUACUAAUGAUUACAGGUUUAUGACCCCUUACAUAAGUCUGUGACUUUACCAACCCAAAGAGAAGGUAGUUGAUGACCAAGAGAAUGUGCACCUCCCUCCCUGUCCCCUACUGCAGGGUUUCCCAGUGUGUGUGUAUAGGUCUACACAGUCUUCAACAGUAUGUGUGUAUGUUUUUCAAAAAAUUGUGGGCCGUCUUAGUGUAUUUGUGUGUGUGUGUAGCCCCAGUCCUCCUCUCUCUGGGAGUCUAAUCAGAAGCUAGCUCCAGCUGGCAGCCGUGUGGGGGGGCUCCUCUGCUCUCCUCUCUCUGAGCUCUUAAUUAACUCUGGGCCUGAGAGCCAGAGCACCGCUUGCUCCCAGACUUCACAUGCAACCAUGCGGGAACACUGACCUGACCUGUAGUAGCACCACUGGAAAAGUAGCCCCAGAGAAGCACUCUCAUACAGCUUCCAUAUUGUUGAAGCAUAACUUGAAGGAAAAAUCCACUCAAAACCACUUAUUCCUUUAAUGUGCAGUGUUAAAUAACACUAAUAUGUGAGAACAAUAUUUUUUGUGAACAAAUGUUUCAUUUUGGCAUUAUAAUAAGGUUGGUAUCAACAUGGGAAAUCAUUGUGGAAAUCUGUUGCAGCUCAAGUAAACUACAAAAUCCACAAUGCAAUGCUCUCUCUAUGGGCUGGCUGGCUCACAACGGCAGAUAUACUUUUGAUGAGAUGGGAAACGUUGCCCAUGCUACGUCAAUGGGCCGCAUGGUGCAUUCUGGGCGAUUCUGGGUCAAGGAGCGCUCUCCUUCAAGGAGUGAAUGGGAGUCUAUUGGGCGCUAGCUCAAAAACCCAAGAUUAGCACGAAUUUCGUCAACAAGAAGUACAACAUUACAAAUCUUUUCCGAGAUGUGAGAUAAUGAACUUGCUAUCUGAAGUAUCGCAUAGCUUUGGAAACAUGACAUUACGUACUUUCGAGGAAAAUAGGCACGUUUCUCGACAUAUACACUGACUUUGAGAAGGGAUUACGUGACGAUUAUCUUAGCAACCGUGUGACGCAGCAUGACAACAUGAACGUGAUAGGUCGACAGUCUGCUGGGUGGGACGUUGUACGUUCCUUCAUCCAUUGGAUUCCUAUCUCCUUUCUAUAAUAUCUCUGGCAACUGCACCAUGCAAUGCACCCUGGACUAAAGAGGCAGACAAAUAGGAAAAAUGUGAUAGACCAACCGUUAAAUUACACAUUUCUUGAGGUAGGAAUAUUGCAAAAAUAUGAUCAAUGGCUCAUUUGAGAGAAGACAUCCUCCUGAGUCAGUAUUGAAAUCUGACAUCGUUUUCGCGAUCUAAAAGUUGUAUUCCCAUUAACUUACGGUGUAGUGAGAGCAAAAAGGCAAUUUCAGAAUGUGGGAGGGACAUGUCCCCCCCGUCCCCAGUGAAAGUUGCACCCCUGGAGGUUCCACUGUUCUACACAGCUUAUUGUGCUGGCCAGGGUAAAGCUACACACACUCAUUUAGUUGAUCUCUAGAUUUGAGGUACUGGCAGGCAGUAACUCCAACUCCUUUGAAACCGAACCCUGUGGUGUAUCCUGCCUAGUGUAGCAGGUCCCAACUGGGUUGUGAAUGUUGGCGCAAGGCAUAGGGGUAGUGGGCAUUGUGCAAGGUAGAGUUGGCAGAGUGGAGCGGGUGGUAGGUUAGGAAGAUAAGAUCAGUUUAUGAGGUAAUACAUUGGAUAGAGGACUGCCUUGGUGUGCCUGUUCAGUGCUAGAGUAGUCUCUUUCAUUCACCAACAUUGUUUUACUGGAGUACCUAGAAGCCUUCAAGGGUGGUGGCAAGGCUAGUACGAGUGGAGUAGGAAUGGUGAUGGUGAUUUUCUUCUGUUUAGUGAUGGAACGAGGUUGGUGAACUGUCAACAGAGAAGAAGGUUUAGCAUUGAGAUAAUCCAUAUGGUGGAAGAGAAUGCUAACAGCACGUAGUCUAACUCUCACUCACUGGAGCUAGAGAGGGAGUGGAAAAGCUCUGAGCAGGUCUGGCCAGACAGAGGCAGUCUAAUCUAUGAUAGGCAAGUUAGGUCCUCCAUGUAGUAUGAAUGUCCUGAAAUUUUGCCAUUAAAUCUGUAUUUGAUUAAAAGGUCUAUAGCGGAGCCACUGUAAGUCAAUUGGGUCAGUGUGAAACUACUCAGAUCUCAGGAUGGAGAUGGAGAGGCAGGGAUCACACCCCCUCUCCCCCUCUUUCCCUCUCUCACCUCUCUCCAUCUGCCAAAUCUGGAGAACAUGGGCAAUUUGUUGCAUUAAUCACAAUGGAUUAGUGAUUCUCAUUGCUUAGUCAUGCUCACAAAGCCCCUCAUCAAAGACUGGCCUGCAUUAACCGCUGCCCUACACACACACACACACACACACACACACACACACUGGUGCCCACUGCUCCUUGGCCAUAGAAAAUACACACCGCCAAGGAGAAAUAUACACUGAACAAAAAUAUAAACGCAACGUGCAACAAUUUCUACGAUUUGUACUGAGUUACAGUUCAUAUAAGGAAAUCAGUCAACUGAAAUAUAUUAAUUAAGCCCUCAUCUAUGGAAUCCACAUGACUGGGAAUACAAAUAUGCAUCUGUUGGUCACAGAUACUUUUAAAAAAGCCCACUGAAGUCAGUUACGAUGCCGAACUGCAGUCAGGUCAAGACCUUGGUGAGGAUGACGAGCACGCAGAUGAGCUUCCCUGAGACAUUUUUCUGACAGUUUGUGCAGAAAUUAUUUGGUUGUGCAAACCAACAGUUUCAGCAGCUGUCCGGGAGGCUGGUCUCAGACAAUCCCGCAGGUGAAGAAACCGGAUGUGGAGGUCCUGGGCUGGCAUGGUUACAUGUGGUCUGUGGUUGUGAGGCCGAUUGGACGUACUGUCAAAUUCUCUAAAACGAUGUUGGAGGCGGCUUACGGUAGAGAAAUGAACAUUGAAUUCUCUGGCAGCAGCUCUGGUGGACAUUCCUAUAGUCAGCAUGCCAAUUGCACGCUCCCUCAACUUGAGACAUCUGUGGCAUUGUGUUGUGUGACACAACUGCACAUUUUAGUGGCCUUUUAUUGUCCCCAGCACAAGGUGCACCUGUGUAAUGAUCAUGCUGUUUAAUCAGCUUCUUAAAUAUGCCACGCCUGUCAGGUGGCUAGAUUAUCUUGGCAAAGGAGAAAUGCUCACUAACAGGGAUGUAAAUAAAUUUGUGCACAAAAUCUGAGAGAAAUAAGCUUUUUGUGCGUAUGGAAAAUGUCUGGGAUCAUGAAACAUGGGACCAACACUUUACAUGUGGCGUUUACAUUUUUGUUCAGUGUACAUAGGAUAGCUGUCACAGAGAGAGAGACUCCCAGACACGGUCUUCCUCUUUCUCGCUCUCUUAUUCUUUCACUCAAAGCUCAGAAACACAUGCUAUUGACAAAGGAGAGCAAUUUUUUCUUGCACUCACAUAUACACAAAGGUUUAGGUCACUAUACUUAGUCAGCAAUAAUACCGUACUCCACUCAAGAUACAUUUUAUUCAUACGUCACAGCAACAUACACAUUUGCACAGUCAUAAAUGCAUAGUAGUUAUUGGCUAAACCUUACACUGGCAGUGGCACCCAUUCAUUUGUAAUAUACAAAUAAUUAGGCCUACUUUACUUUUUAGCAUGAAGUCAUAGUGUUUAUUUGCUUUUGUUUCUUUGAAUUACAUUCUGAAUUCGAAGUGUGUUUUUAUGUGCCUCUGUAGCUGCCUCUGGUGUAAAUCACUUCCUGAAAGUCCUUUCGAGUGGACAGUGUACACCUCACAUGUGUGCCACCUUCAGGGCUGUGUGUAUGGUAGCGGGCAGUCUAGUGUUAAGGCAGUCUGUAUGGUAGCGGGCAGUCUAGUGUAAAGGCAGUCUGUAUGGUAGCGGGCAGUCUAGUGUUAAGGCAGUCUGUAUGGUAGCGGGCAGUCUAGUGUAAAGGCAGUCUGUAUGGUAGCGGGCAGUCUAGUGUUAAGGCAGUCUGUAUGGUAGCGGGCAGUCUAGUGUUAAGGCAGUCUGUAUGGUAGCGGGCAGUCUAGUGUAAAGGCAGUCUGUAUGGUAGCGGGCAGUCUAGUGUAAAGGCAGUCUGUAUGGUAGCGGGCAGUCUAGUGUUAAUGGUAACGGGCAGUCUAGUGUUAAUGGUAACUCUGGCUGAGUUGUACUAGUGUGCUUUUUUAAGGAUAGGCUAAAGAAACCGCUCUUAUUUUCACUUGCACAAGUUCUCUGUGUUUUAGAAUGGUAAUAAAACAUUGAAAUCAAAGUGCCUUUCAAAACAACCAAGGACACUGUAGUAAGAAGUGUAAUAUAAAGUUAUGAUAUGUUAUAAAACAAGAUGUUACAUGUCUUGUCUCUUUAGGCGGGGCAGAGCGAUGGAGCCCCGUCCACCAGCGAUGACUCCCUCUCUUGCCGCCAUGGCUCCUCCGCCGACCCUGACCUUCAACCUCUAGCCCGGCCCCGACCCCCUGGCGACCUUUACCCUAUCCAGGGUAAUGUGGAGGGGGCGACGCCCCCGUCCCUGCUGUCUGGGUGUGGUGCCCAGGUACAGCCGGUGACCUCUGACCCCCACAGUGAGGAGAGUAGACUGAACGGGCUCAACAUGGCCGCCUGGUCCAGCCCUGUGAUAAGCCACCCUGAGAUAAAGCCCUACCCCUCCAGGAUCAUGAGGCUCUUCUCUACCCAGAGGAAGUUCACCGUUCCUGGGGACAGUCCGGGCCCUACCAGGCCCCUCUCCUUCCAGGGCCCUCCAUCCAGUGCCGGGGGCCCGCAGGCUUUGCCAGGCCUGUCAGGGCUGGCCGUCAUGGGCUCCUUUAAGAAGCUGCGCUCCUCAGUGCUCCAAGGCAUCCAGAACCGAGGGACAGCCAAUCUGGAUGGAGAGUACAUCUCAGCAGCCAACCAGGGUGGAGAUAAUGGAAUGGUCACAACCAAUCAGAGCCUAAGACUAAGGUGUGGGGAGGGCUAUAGAGUGUCCAAUGGGGUUGGGAUGAGCCCUUAUGGUUCUGACAAUGAAAAAGAGGAGGAGGAGGUAGUAGAUGAGGAAGAUGGACUGCAGAGAAACACACGCUUCUCUAGGAGUAUUCGGAGAGCGUAUGGGGCGGGGCGCAUCUCACUGCUGGUCACCGGGCAGAACCAGAACGGGGAACGAGGGGAGGCUCCAGAACAGGGGGUUUCAACCAAUCAGAGGCCAGUUUUUGGCUCCGGUUCAGGGUCAGAGGUGAACCUCCAUUCGGAGGAGAGUGUGAAUGUCAACGUGCUGAGCAGACUGAGCAAGAGCGCAGACAACCUACACCUCUUUAAGACCCCUUUCAGACGCAAAGCCCCUUCUCCCUCUCCCUCUCCGAUAAACUCACCAGGUACCGAUGGCUCUGUAGGGGCCAAUGGGGGCCCCAGCAUACAGAGAUCAGCCAGUGCCUCGUCCGUGGACCUUAGGGACCGCAGCCAGAGCCCUGGACGCCUUAGGAGUCCCCUAGGGGCCAAGGGCCACAUGUUGAAGCUAGUGGGCAGCAUGACUGACCUGACCGUGAGACGCAGGCCUAACCCGUCCCCCGUCACUUCCUCAGGCUCCCCCGUGACUCCCCUGUCCCCCCUCAGCCGUCUCCACGACGACUACUCCCGCCGCACGCCCUGCCUUCCCGCCAGCGACCGUCAACGGCGGCCCUCGCCCGCCAGGACCAGGAACGUCACUCCGGUAUCACUGGAACACACGCCAACCGUCCACCCCCAGGAAGGACCAGACCAUGUCUUCAGUUUCCCAACCUAUAGUGAACCUCUCGCUACAACCUCAUCUCCCCUGAGGAGCAGCCUGUGUGAGGGGGGCAGGUCUCAGGAGGGACGGGGAGACGGGUGGAGAGCACAGUGUGACUCCGCUCCACUCCCCCAGGGGGAGCCCUAUGAGAGCCACAGCAAACACAAGCCGGAGGUCAACGCAGAGGUCAAGACGGAACCAAAGCAGGUAAGAGAAUACUUUGAUGCUCCAAUCUGCUACACUGGCUCAGUCCUACUGUAGUGCUUUGGAAUGGUUGGACUACUGAUCUGAAAGGCAUCAGGUGAAAGCGAUAUGCUGGUAGUGACACCAUCAUUUUAUCACAUAUUCCUAUUGAUCAGCGGGCUCAAAGGGAAGGAUAUUGGGUAAUUUGGGGAGUAGGUUUUAGAUAGUGAAAAGUCGUCAUGGGGGUGAAGGCAGACAGUCUCAUCCUUAUCAAUUGGAGCCGAAUGAUCCGUUGUAAGGCCUUUAUCCUAAUAAUUUGAUCUUCUGGCAGUGACCUUUGUCUUAUGAAAUGGAACGUAGCAGUGGAGGUAUCUGGUGGUUUAUGAAGGGAUCUUUCAUUGGUCUCUUAAAGUCAUUUAGAUAAGUGAGUGGAGGCGCGUGUCUCUAGCUUACCAAAGAAUCCAAAGCUUGCAUGCCCCAGCCUAGUCCAAAGUUCCUGUCCAACAUGAUUGGUCAAGUCAGUUGUCAAUCAGGCUCUACAGCCUAGCUGAUUGGCCCCAGCCCCGUGUCACAUCUACUGUCACUUUCUCUGUGUGUUAUAAGCGUCGGUCUAGUGUAUUUGUCCACACUGUGAUUGCGUGACUCCCAGCAGCGUCACGUGUAGGCCAGCUGUAGAGGCCAUCCACUCUGAAGGAGCAGAACAGGCACAGUUAAUCAUUAGGUAUUGUUUAUGAUUGGUGGUGGGAUUGGUUGCGUAAGCAAGCAGGGCUCCCGUUCCAGUGUGCUAUGGCUGGCUGGCUGGUUAUCAGUAAGAGCAAUGCUGUCCUCUCCCCUCCUUCUCCCAAGCCCUCCCUUCCCCACUCUGCCCUCAACGACAGGCAGGCAGGCAGGCCACAGGGACAAAGUCCACUAGUCACGCUGGGCCUUGGAGAGUUUACAGAGAGAGAUCUAGGAAAAUGCUACCGACACAACCAGGAAUAAUACACUGUCUGGGUUGUUAGAGGACUGAAGAUUGAUCAGAAGAGUGGUUUAUUUGAUUGAGGACCAUGAUGGCAGAUUUGAGUUGAUAAGAUGGAGAGAAAGGAGCUGAUUUUCAUUGCUUGAAGAGAGAGAAGCAGGCAGGGGAACGUGUAGUAGAGGACUAAAGGAGAGGGAGACCCAGGCCUCGGGACAGAGGCCUGUGAGUGUGUUGUUUGACCAUGGUGCUGAUCCACUGUGUACCUUUCCAGUGCAUAUGGACCAGACCAGCCCAAGAUCAGGAGGAGCAGGAGGUAAGAGAACAUCUCUCUCUUCUGACAAACCAAUACCAAUGACAAACAAACUGAACCAGUUCAGUACACAGUAUAGUAGUAAGCUCUCUGGUCAGUUACAGACAAACCACAUCCUUUCGAAUGGGCAGAAAUGUGUUCUCUUCUGUCGCUCCUCCUUGUGUUUACACAUACAAUUUGAUAAGACUUUUUACAUUUCUUGAGGUGAUGUGAUAUGGGAAAAGAAUGUGCAAAGAUAAAUAUUCCAUAUUAGUGACAUUAGUACUGACCUUCCACAUUUGACACGUCAGUUAAACAACAUGCUCUGUUUUUGAUUAACAGACGUUCUUUCCUGAGGAUGUGUUAAAUGUUAGGAGCAGGCGUUGUGGGACAUCUCAUUGACCUUUCACCUUUUCUCUUACCCUCAGGGCACGUCAGACGAACAGGGCAGAGAGGCACUAUUAAAGGGUGAAGAGAAGCCCUCUCCUUCAGCCACCGGUACCCCUCUCACCCAAACAUGUUCCCUAGACUCUCCCACAUCACCCAUGUCACCUACAUCAUCCACGGCAACAGGCGCAACGGAAACAUCCACGUCCGUCACCCCCAGGCGGAGGACGGGCCGAUCGAGGCCUCGGCCAAUCUCUGACUACGCUCAGCUGGUUGCCAGGAAGUACGCCAUCCCCGAGGAGGAGGUGGAGCUACAUCCUGAGGAGAGGACUACAAAUGGAACUCCCUGUCAGGACUUCAAAAGUAAUGGAGGCUCGCAGGACAGAGACAGCCCAGAGAAUUACAAUAUGAAUGGAGAUCUCCAGUGCCGGAGGAGACGGCCCAUGUCUGUGAUUGGAGGAGUGGAUCUGUACGCUUCAGCUGGACCUGAGGAGAGAGAGGACCGCCUGCCCUCUGUAAGCACCUCACUGUUAAACAAUGGCUAGAUAUACUGAGAUAAAAUAAAAUAAAAUACAAUUUUAUUGGCCACAUGCGCCGAAUACAACAGGUGUAGACAUUACAGUGAAAUGCUUACUUACAGCCCUUAACCAACAGUGCAUUUAUUUUUUAUAAAAAAGUAAAAUAAAACAACAAAAAAGUGUUGAGAAAAAAAGAGCAGAAGUAAAAUAAAAUAACAGAGAGAUUUGUAACACCUGUUAUAUUCCAGAGGAAAUGCCCAGUAUGUCAAAUAAUGUCCUGUUUGUGAUUGACGUGCAAAACCCCUGGACGUUCCCAAAGGCCCCUAACACUGUCCUCUCCAUGUCUCUCUAGCCCCUCUCACGCCCCCCUGUCCCGUCCCACCAGGUGCCCUCCUACAGGGCGGUGUCGGCCAGGUUUCGCCCCUCCACCUUCUCCCAGAGCACCCCCAUCGGACUGGACCGCCUCGGACGACGCAAACUACACAGAGUCCUCAGUGGUACGGGAGGGAGUGUGUGUGAAAGGGAGGAGGGAGUGUGUGUGAAAGGGAGGAAUAAAGAUGGCGAGAGCAUGUUUGUGUGUGAAAGGGAGGAAUAAAGAUGGAGAGAGCAUGUUUGUGUGUGAAAGGGAGGAAUAAAGAUGGAGAGAGCAUGUUUGUGUGUGAAAGGGAGGAAUAAAGAUGGAGAGAGCAGGUCUGUGUGUGAGAAUGAGGAAUAAAGAUGGAGAGAGCAGGUCUGUGUGUGAGAGGGAGGAAUAAAGAUGGAGAGAGCAGGUCUGUGUGUGAAAGGGAGGAAUAAAGAUGGAGAGAGCAGGUCUGUGUGUGAAAGGGAGCAAUACAGAUGGAGAGAGCAGGUCUGUGUGUGAGAGGGAGGAAUAAAGAUGGAGAGAGCAGGUCUGUGUGUGAGAAUGAGAGGAAUAAAGAUGGAGAGAGCAGGUCUGUGUGUGAGAGGGAGGAAUAAAGAUGGAGAGAGCAGGUCUGUGUGUGAGAAUGAGAUGCUGAGUGGGGUAGAUUAUCUGUAAAAGAAGAGCAAAGCAGAGGAGAGCUUUGAAAGUUACUGUGUGAAAUGAAAGUGUGUUUACCAUCUUUCCAGAGUGUAAUGUGUAGAGCAGGGUUCCCCAACUGGCGGCCCGCCGGUGGUUUUAUUUGUCCCCCCAAGUUUUUUUCAUUUUGUUUUCAUUGUUGGACAUAAAAGACUAAAACAGCAGGAAAUCAGCUCCAAGUGAUUUCAAUGUAAGAAAUCUGUUCCCAAGUAUUCCCAUGCAUAAUAGAGUGAAACGUGAUCGAAUACAAAUGUAAGCAAUGUUUGAAGUGAUUAUGUUUUAGUCAAACAUUAUAUCUGUUUGGGCUACUUGCGGUCAAUUUGCCUUCUACAAAUUAUUUGUAAUCAUGUCGCGGCCCCCCGACCAUCCUCUCAGGAAAAAAUCGGCCCACGGCUGAAUCUAGUUGAUGAUCCCUGGUGUAGAGAGUGCUGUUAUGUUUGUGUGUGUGUGUGUGUGAGAGCAUGUCUGAUGUGUGUAACUGUACUAACUCUCUCCUCCCCACAGCAGACGGAGGCUCAGAGUGUUGUGCAGCGGUGGAUGGUGACAGUGUGAGUGAGGAGGAGGGGAGCUUCGAUGAGCUCAGUGAUGUCACAACGUACCUGCAGCCUGGGGUGGGGCUGUCUGCUCUCAGCCAGGUGAGCUUUUUAUCUACCUGCCUGCCUGUGUGUUAACCUGCAGGAUUUGUUCAGCAUCGCCAAUGUUCUGCAACCGUUCCUGGCAACAGAUGGAACCAAUGUUCCCUCAAAAAAAGGUCUGCUGAGCGCAAACUUGAAUGCUGGGAAAAUUCAGUGCAACUUUCAGCGUGCGUUUACUGUGAACACUGAGGCUGUACCCGCUUUAAGUUACUGUUAUAACAGUGACCAAGUAGGCUGCUGUGGCUAUUUUAUCAUAAUGUAGGCCUAACAGAGUGGCCUAUCAUCAAAAACAAUGGAGAAAAUGCAUCCCAUAACAUUUUAACAUGGAAAUAGCUGUUCUAUCAUUCAGCCUACAGUAGCAGCCAAUGUGUGGUGUUCAAUGUAGGUGUACAUUCCAUGAGACUUUUGAAAAAACUAAACAUGCAGGGCUUGACAUUAACCUUCAGAUAAGGAGGUGACUGAAAAUGUUGUGUUGUUUGAUGCAAGAAACCACUUUACAAAAUAAAAUACAUUAUUAUUCCCAUACCAUUAUUACAGAGAAUCAGACAAAUGAUGCUGCCUAUUGGCUACUUAGCUUAUUCAAGCCUGUCUCAAAAUACAAAUCAAAUUUUAUUGGUAACAUACACAUGUUUAGCAGAUGUUAUUGCAGUUUUAACGAAAUGCUUGUGUUCCUAGCUCCAACAGUGCAGUAGUAUCUAACGGCAGGUAGCUUAGAGGUUAAGAGCGUUGUGCCAGUAACCAAAAGGUCGCUGGUUCUAAUCCCCGAGCCGACUAGGUGAAAAAUCUGUCGAUGUGCCCUUGAGCAAGGGACUUAACCCUAAAUUGCUCCUGUAAGUCGCUCUGGAUAAGAGCGUCUGCUAAAUGACUAAAAUGUAAAUGUAAAAUUCACAACAAUACACAAAUCUAAAAGUAAAAGAAUGGAAUUAAGAAAUAUAUAACUAUUAGGACAAGCAAUGUCGGAGUGGCAUUGACUAAAAUACAGUAGAAUAGAAUACAGUAUAUACAUAUGAGAUGAGUAAAGCAGUAUGUAAACAUUAUUAAAGUGACUAGUGUUCCAUUAUUAAAGAGGCCAGUGAUUCCAUGUCUGUAUACAGGGCAGCAGCCUCUAAGGUGCAGGGUUGAGUAACCUGCUGGUAGCCGGCUAGUGAUGGCCUUUUAACAGUAUCAUGGCCUUGAAAUAGAAUAUGUUUUUCAGUCUCUCGGUCCCCGCUUUGAUGCACCUGUACUGACCUCGUCUGAUAUUUUUGCCUUCCUGUGACAUCGGGUGCUGUAGGUGUCCUGGAGGGCAGGCAGUGUGCCACAUGUGAUGUGUUGGGCAGACCACAGAACCCUCUGGAGAGCCCUGCGGUUGCGGGCGGUGCAGUUGCCGUACCAGGCGGUGAUGCAGCCCGACAGGAUGCUCUCAAUUGUGCAUCUGUAAAAGUUUGUGAGGGUUUUAGGUGCUAAGCCGAAUUUCUUCAGCCUCCUGAAGUUGAAGAGGCUCUGUUGCGCCUUCUUCACCACACUGUCUACGUGGGUGGACCAUUUCAGUUUGUCGGUGAUGUGUAUGCCAAGGAACUUGAAGCUUUCCACCUUCUCCACUGCGGUCCCGCCGAUGUGGAUAGGGGGGUACACCCUCUGCUCUUUCCUGAAGUCCACAAUCAUCUCCUUUGUUUUGUUGAUGUUGAGUGAGAGGUUAUUUUCCUGGCACCACACUCCCAGAGCCCUCACAUCCUCCCUGUAGGCGGUCUCGUCAUUGUUGGUAAUCAAGCCUACUACUGUUGUGUCGUCUGCAAACUUGAUGAUUGAGUUGGAGGCGUGCUUAGCCACACAGUCAUGGGUGAACAGGGAGUACAGGAGGGGGCUGAGCACGCGCCCUUGUGGAGCCCCUGUGUUGAGGAUCAGCGAAGUGGAGGUGUUGUUUCCUACCUUCACCACCUGGGGGCAGCCCGCCAGGAAGUCCAUGACCCUGUUGAACAGGGUGCGUCGGUGACACAAGCGGGUGAAGAAGGUGUUUAGCUUGUCCGGGAGCAGGACGUCGGUGUCCGCAAUGUGGCUGGUUUUCCCUUUGUAAUCCGUUAUUGUCUGUAGACCCUGCCACAUACAGUCAUGGUCAAAAGUUUUGAGAAUGACACAAAUAUUAAUUUUCACAAAGUCUGCUGCCUCGGUUUUUCAUGAUGGCAAUUUGCAUAUACUCCAGAAUGUUAUGAAGAGUGAUCAGAUGAAUUGCAAUUACUUGCAAAGUCCCUCUUUGCCAUGAAAAUGAACAUAAUCCCCCAAAAACAUUUCCACUGCAUUUCAGCCCUGCCACAAAAGGACCAGCUGACAUCAUGUCAGUGAUUCUCUCGUUAACACAGGUGAGAGUGUUGACGAGGACAAGGCUGGAGAUCACUCUGUCAUGCUGAUUGAGUUAGAAUAACAGACUGGAAGCUUUAAAAGGAGGGUGGUGCUUGAAAUCAUUGUUCUUCCUCUGUUAACCAUGGUUGCCUACAAAGAAACACAUGCCGUCAUCUUUGCUUUGCACAAAAAGGGCUUCACAGGCAAGGAUAUUGCUGCUAAUAAGAUUGCACCUAAAUCAACCAUUUAUCUGAUCAUCAAGAACUUCAAGGAGAGAGGUUCAAUUGUUGUCAAGAAGGCUUCAGGGCGCCCAAGAAAGUCCAGCAAGCGCCAGGACUGUCUCCUAAAUUUGAUUCAGCUGCGGGAUCGUGGCACCACCAGUACAGAGCUUGCUCAGGAAUGGCAGCAGGCAGGUGUGAGUGCAUCUGCACGCACAGUGAGGCGAAGACUUUUGGAGGAUGGCCUGGUGUCAAGAAGGGCAGCGAGGAAGCCACUUCUCUCCAGGAAAAACAUCAGGGACAGACUGAUAUUCUGCAAAAGGUACAGGGAUUAGACUGCUGAGGACUGGGGUAAAGUCAUUUGCUCUGAUGAAUCCCCUUUCCGAUUGUUUGGGGCAUCCGAAAAAAGGUGAGCGCUACCAUCAGUCCUGUGUCAUGCCAACAGUAAAACAUCCUGAGACCAUUCAUGUGUGGGGUUGCUUCUCAGCCAAGGGAGUGGGCUCACUCACCAUUUUGCCUAAGAACACAGCCAUGAAUAAAGAAUGGCACCAACACAUCCUCCGAUAGCAACUUCUCCCAACCAUCCAAGAACAGUUUGGUGACGAACAAUACCUUUUCCAACAUGAUGGUGCACCUUGCCAAAAGGCAAAAGUGAUAACUAAGUGGCUCUGGGAACAAAACAUCGACAUUUUGGGUCCAUGGCCAGGAAACUCCCCAGACCUUAAUCCCAUUGAGAACUUGUGGUCAAUCCUCAAGAGGCGGGUGGACAAACAAACACCCACAAAUUCUGACAAACUCCCAUUGAUUAUGCAAGAAUGGGCUGCCAUCAGUCAGGAUGUGGCCCAGAAGUUAAUUGACAGCAUGCCAGGACGGAUUGCAGAGGUCUUGAAAAAGAAGGGUCAACACUGCAAAUAUUGACUCUUUGCAUAAACUUAAUGUAAUUGUCAAUAAAAGCCUUUGACACUUAUGGAAUGCUUGUAAUUAUACUUCAGUAAACCAUAGUAACAUCUGACAAAAAUAUCUAAAAACACUGAAGCAAUAAACUUUAUGAAGACCAAUACUUGUGUCAUUCUCAAAACUUUUGACCACGACUUUACGUCUCGUGUCUGAGCCGUUGAAUUACGACUCCACUUUGUCUCUGUACUGACGUUUUGCCUGUUUGAUUGCCUUACGGAGGGAAUAACUACACUGUUUGUAUUCUGCCAUAUUCCCAGUAACCUUGCCAUGGUUAAAUGCGGUGGUUUGCGCUUUCAGUUUUGCGCGAAUGCUGCCGUCUAUCCACGGUUUCUGGUUUGGGUAGGUUUUAAUAGUCACAGUGGGAACAACGUCCCCUAUACACUUCCUGAUUAACUCAGUCACCGUGUCCGUGUACACGUCAAUGUUACAACACUGCCCUUUAUGACAAAAAAAGCUAUGUACCUGACUCACUUUUCAAAGAUUCCUAGAAAUGUACAUGUUUUGUGCUCUUGUAGUCAGCAAUAGAGGAUUGCUUCCUACAAACGAUCUAUAACUGGGCUAAUAACUCACUAACUAGGAAAGGAUAUGAACAAAAUGUGCACAUGUGGCUACAUGCAGCUCUCGUUUUGAUCUCAAAACAAGCGCAUCUACUCACGACCGCUCAUGCUGUAAACACAGUCCAGUUCAAAGUAAAUGGCACAGAUCCAUAUACGGUAAUGGUCUAUUUACAUAUAGGCCUGCCGCAGCUCUGAUUGGUUUUGCCGCACAGGUCUGUGUAGAGUAUGGGCUGAGUAGUGCGUGUCAAUGCAAUAGAAUCCUACUCCGAUGCGUUCUGCCUACAACAAUAUCUGUUGCAUAGUUUUUGUUUCGGUAUGUUGCAUUGAAAGUGGCGAACAUUGUGUUGAUUCGAUCACAAUUGCCACAGUAAAGGGAAACGUUGGUAGUGUUAACAGGGAAAACUCUAGAACGGUGGUCACCAACCCUUUCUGAGUCGAUCACUUUCUGAAUCUAAAUGCAAGCCGAGAUCUACCGCUCAGAUUUGAAAAAGUAAGACUAUACAUUAGCCAAUUAAAAACAGUCCUGUAGCAAUGAGGAUUGUGCAGUAAGCUAUAGGCCCAAUACAUUGUCACUGCAUAUUGGCUUUGCUUGAAUUGCCCUGCCAAUGCAAUUUUUUUGUUUGGGCAAGUAUGAUCACACCGGUGAUAGAUCCGUUGUUGUAAAACAUGUGAGGCACAUCCGAGUGAGCAUACAUUUAAAUAAUGAGCUUUUUAUUUUACUGGGCUGAUGGUUCCUGCAUCUGAUGGUCAGUCUCAGCGGUGGGAGAGAGCAGCAGACUGACGGUCCGCCUCACAACAUCCCUCCGCUCUCCCUUUCCUCCACUGACACUGACCAAAAAGGGACACCGUCUUCCAGCUGAUGGGGAAACUCGAGUCGCACCGCAUUAUUUCUGCCUCAUGCACAAAUUCAUGUUGUUACUCCUAUGAACAGAGAAAGUGAAAUAUUCCUCGAUAUUAAAAAAUUCCGCUAAUAAUAACAACAACGCAAGCCUAUAAAAAUACACUUUCCUACUCAUUCAUUACUGCUGCACUGCUUGAUGUAGCGCUGAGUGGAAAUACGAAGAACGUGCAUUUUACGGCUUAUAAAAGUGUUGAAUACAAAGUGUUGACAGUGCUGAGUAAGAACUUAAACAUGAACUCACUCAUACAAACAGCAGCUCUUUGCUGUAUUCGUUGACAGUCUCUCUCAUGGUUUUAAACGUUUUGAAAUCUCACAGUAUCAACUUUGCUGUAGCUUUCUUUUAUGCCUGCUACGUUACUGCAGACAAGGUCAUCUGAGCCAUCUGAUUGGCCAGCGGUAGUCCUAUAGUGCACUUGAUUUGCUCUCUGGGCCCGCCGGGAAGGAAGAGUUUGUACUUUCAGACACAUGAAAUGGUUCAAAAUGGCAACAGUUUGCCUACCCGGCACGCAGGGCAGUUGAAUCGGGUGCACCUACUGCCAACAGCCCAAGACUAAUAAAAUAAAAUAGGAACACAAUACUUUUUUUUUUUUUUUUUUUACAGAAAUGUUUGGCGUUAGGCCUCCCGAGUGGCGCAGCGGUCUAAGGCAAUGCAUCGCAGUGCUAGAGGCGUCACUACAGAUCUGGGUUCGAUCCCGGGCUGUGUCGCAGCCGGACGCGACCAGGAGACCCAUGAGACGGCGCACAAUUGGCCCAGCAUCGUCCGGGUUAGGGUAGUGUUUGGCCGUCUGGGAUGUCCUUGUCCCAUCGCGCUCUAGCGACUCCUUGUGACUUCAGGUCGCCAGCUGUACGGUGUUUCCUCCGACACAUUGGUGCUUCUGGGUUAAGCGAGCAGUGUGUCAAGAAGCAGUGCGGCUUGGCGGGUCGUGUUUCGGAGGACGCAUGGCCCUCGACCAUCGCCUCUCCCGAGUCCGUAGGGGAGUUGCAGCGAUGGGACAAGACUGUAAUUACCACUAGGAUAAAAAAGGAAUAAUAAUGAAGACUAAUGUUCCACCAGUCGUUGAGUGAUGUUCAGACUCCUACUUCUCUUUGUGGGCUGAUAUUUCAGUCCCGGGCAGCUGCGAGGCAGUCUUGGGGCUACUGUGCACGCGCGUAGCUUAGAGGGAACAUUGGAUGUAAUGUCUCUCCAAGUCAAUAUGCCGUUUCUGCCAGGUCAUCCCUGAUAUGUGUGUGUGUGAUCCGUUUUGGUCUGAGUUUCCCAUGUCCAAGCGUAAUCUGUGUGUUGGACAUGAGUAUGCUGUGCAUGUAAUUCUGUAAUUAUCUGUGCGUGUCUGUCAUUACAUAAGCUCGGUAACCCUCCCCGUUCUCUCUUCCCCCUCUCUUCCCCUCUCUUCCCCCUUGCUCUCUCAGUGGAUCAGCCAGGGUCAAGCAGUGUAUGCAGAGGCCCUGUGGGACCAUGUGACAAUGGAGGAGCAGGAGCUGGCGUUCAAGGCAGGGGAUGUGAUCCGGGUGCUGGAGGCCCCUCACAAGGACUGGUGGUGGGGCAUGGGGGCAGACAGGGAGGCCUGGUUCCCUUCCAGCUUCGUCAGGGUAAGACAACACUGAGUCAACACAUUUGUGCACUAGCCUUGUUGCAUUGAAAAGAAAGAAAAAUCAAUCAAAUUCAAUUAUUUAAGUUUUUAUUGAUAUUUUUUCACAACAACAAGAUACAAACAAGUCAGGUCAUGAAGCAAACAGAGGUCACAAACAAAACAACUUCUGCACAAGACACCAUAGUUGGGUCAUUGAAAUGAUCAGCUCAGCUCAGGAAAUACAAGAAAAUACAAGAGGCUUCCAUGUUUUGUCUUAAGUAGACAUUCUGUAUAAUUGAUGUUUACGCUAGACCCUGCCAGCCAAAGGCCCUGAAACUGUCUUGGAUCCAACCAAGCACCUUAGUAGUGUGUGUUCAAGGGUAGUGUGGGUUCAGAGGUUUCGGUGGUUUCCCUGGUGACUUGCGUUGAUUUACAGUUGCAUCUUAAUUAGGGAAGCUAUGGUGAAGCCAGUUGAUUGACAGGGGGGGUGACCGCUUGGUAAUUGCCCCUGUUGGUGAUUGUUGAUGACGGACAGGGGCUUGUUAACCAUACAUGGUGUUUUUUUGUUUGUUUAUUGUUUAUUAAAAUUGUAUUUAUUUAUUAAAGGGUAGAUCAGCUUUAAUAUUGCAGAUAUAUUGUAACUUCCAUCAAUGUAAUUGUCUGCAUCACUUCCAAUCCCCCAUAUGGUUUUUUUCUCGCAAAUAUAUAUCUCUAUAGAUAUCUCUCUCUCUAUAUAUAUAUAUAUACAGUGGGGAAAAAAAGUAUUUAGUCAGCCACCAAUUGUGCAAGUUCUCCCACUUAAAAAAAUGAGAGAGGCCUGUAAUUUUCAUCAUAGGUACACGUCAACUAUGACAGACAAAAUGAGAAAAAGAAUUCCAGAAAAUCACAUUGUAGGAUUUUUUAUGAAUUUAUUUGCAAAUUAUGGUGGAAAAUAAGUAUUUGGUCAAUAACAAAAGUUUCUCAAUACUUUGUUAUAUACCCUUUGUUGGCAAUGACACAGGUCAAACGUUUUCUGUAAGUCUUCACAAGGUUUUCACACACUGUUGCUGGUAUUUUGGCUCAUUCCUCCAUGCAGAUCUCCUCUAGAGCAGUGAUGUUUUGGGGCUGUCGCUGGGCAACACGGACUUUCAACUCCCUCCAAAGAUUUUCUAUGGGGUUGAGAUCUGGAGACUGGCUAGGCCACUCCAGGACCUUGAAAUGCUUCUUACGAAGCCACUUCUUCGUUGCCCGGGCGGUGUGUUUGGGAUCAUUGUCAUGCUGAAAGACCCAGCCACGUUUCAUCUUCAAUGCCCUUGCUGAUGGAAGGAGGUUUUCACUCAAAAUCUCACGAUACAUGGCCCCAUUCAUUCUUUCCUUUACACGGAUCAGUCGUCCUGGUCCCUUUGCAGAAAAACAUUCCCAAAGCAUGAUGUUUCCACCCCCAUGCUUCACAGUAGGUAUGGUGUUCUUUGGAUGCAACUCAGCAUUCUUUGUCCUCCAAACACGACGAGUUGAGUUUUUACCAAAAAGUUCUAUUUUGGUUUCAUCUGACCAUAUGACAUUCUCCCAAUCCUCUUCUGGAUCAUCCAAAUGCACUCUAGCAAACUUCAGACGGGCCUGGACAUGUACUGGCUUAAGCAGGGGGACACGUCUGGCACUGCAGGAUUUCAGUCCCUGGCUGCGUAGUGUGUUACUGAUGGUAGGCUUUGUUACUUUUGUCCCAGCUCUCUGCAGGUCAUUCACUAGGUCCCCCCGUGUGGUUCUGGGAUUUUUGCUCACCGUUCUUGUGAUCAUUUUGACCCCACGGGGUGAGAUCUUGCGUGGAGCUCCAGAUCGAGGGAGAUUAUCAGUGGUCUUGUAUGUCUUCCAUUUCCUAAUAAUUGCUCCCAAAGUUGAUUUCUUCAAACCAAGCUGCUUACCUAUUGCAGAUUCAGUCUUCCCAGCCUAGUGCAGGUCUACAAUUUUGUUUCUGGUGUCAUUUGACAGCUCUUUGGUCUUGGCCAUAGUGGAGUUUGGAGUGUGACUGUUUGAGGUUGUGGACAGGUGUCUUUUAUACUGAUAACAAGUUCAAACAGGUGCCAUUAAUACAGGUAACGAGUGGAGGACAGAGGAGACACUUAAAGAAGAAGUUACAGGUCUGUGAGAGCCAGAAAUCUUGCUUGUUUGUAGGUGACCAAAUACUUAUUUUCCACCAUCAUUUGCAAAUAAAUUCAUUAAAAAUCCUACAAUGUGAUUUUCUGGAGAAUUUUUUUUCUCAAUUUGUCUGUCAUAGUUGACGUGUACCUAUGAUGAAAAUUACAGGCCUCUCUCAUCUUUUUAAGUGGGAGAACAUGCACAAUUGGUGGCUGACUAAAUACUUUUUUUCCCCACUGUAUAUAUAUAUAUAUAUAUAUAUAUAUAUAUACACAGUGAGGGGAAAAAAAGUAUUUGAUCCCCUGCUGAUUUUGUACGUUUGCCCACUGAUAUAAUAUCUAUAAUUUUAAUGGUAGGUUUAUUUGAACAGUGAGAGACAGAAUAACAACAAAAAAAUCCAGAAUAACGCAUGUCAAAAAUGUUAUAAAUUUGAUUUGCAUUUUAAUGAGGGAAAUAAGUAUUUGACCCCUCUGCAAAACAUGACUUAGUACUUGGUGGCAAAACCCUUGUUGGCAAUCACAGAGGUCAGACGUUUCUUGUAGUUGCCCACCAGGUUUGCACACAUCUCAGGAGGGAUUUUGUCCCACUCCUCUUUGCAGAUCUUCUCCAAGUCAUUAAGGUUUUGAGGCUGACGUUUGGCAACUCGAACCUUCAGCUCCCUCCACAGAUUUUCAAUGGGAUUAAGGUCUGGAGACUGGCUAGGCCACUCCAGGACCUUAAUGUGCUUCUUAUUGAGCCACUCCUUUGUUGCCUUGGCCGUGUGUUUUGAGUCAUUGUCAUGCUGGAAUACCCAUAUACGACCCAUUUUCAAUGCCCUGGCUGAGGGAAGGAGGUUCUCACCCAAGAUUUGAAGGUACAUGGCCCUGUCCAUCGUCCCUUUGAUGCUGUGAAGUUGUCCUGCCCCCUUAGCAGAAAAACACCCCCAAAGCAUAAUGUUUCCACCUCCAUGUUUGAUGGUGUUCUUGGGGACAUACGCAGCAUUCUUCCUCCUCCAAACACGGCGAGUUGAUGCCAAAGAGCUCCAUUUUGGCCUCAUCUGACCACAUCACCCAGUUCUCCUCUGAAUCAUUCAGAUGUUCAUUGGCAAACUUCAGACGGGCAUGUAUAUGUGCUUUUUGAGCAGGGGGACCUUGCGGGCGCUGCAGGAUUUCAGUCCUUCACGGCGUAGUGUGUUACCAAUUGUUUUCUUGGUGACUAUGGUCCCAGCUGCCUUGAGAUCAUUGACAAGAUCCUCCCGUGUGGUUCUGGGCUGAUUCCUCACCGAGGUGAGAUCUUGCAUGGAGCCCCAGGCCGAGGGAGAUUGACAGUUAUUUUGUGUUCCUUCCAUUUGCGAAUAAUCGCACCAACUGUUGUCACCUUCUCACCAAGCUGCUUGGCGAUGGUCUUGUAGCCCAUUCCAGCCUUGUGUAGGUCUACAAUCUUGUCCCUGACAUCCUUGGAGAGCUCUUUGGUCUUGGCCAUGGUGGAGAGUUUGGAAUCUGAUUUAUUGAUUGCUUCUGUGGACAGGUGUCUUUUAUACAGGUAACAAGCUGAGAUUAGGAGCACUCCCUUUAAGAGUGUGCUCCUAAUCUCAGCUCGUUACCUGUAUAAAAGACACCUGGGAGCCAGAAAUCUUUCUGAUUGAGAGGGGGUCAAAUACUUAUUUCCCUCAUUAAAAUGCAAAUCAAUUUAUAACAUUUUUUACAUGCAUUUUUCUGUUUUUUUUGUUGUUAUUCUGUCUCUCACUGUUCAAAUUAACCUACAAUUAAAAUUAUAGACUGAUCAUUUCUUUGUCAGUGGCCAAACGUACAAAAUCAGCAGGGGAUCAAAUUCUUUUUUCCCUCACUGUGUAUAUGUAUACAUAUAUAUAUAUAUAUAUAUAUAUAUAUAUAUAUAUACAUACAUACAUACAUACAUACAUACAUACAUACAUACAUACAUACAUACAUACAUACAUACAUACAUACAUACAUACAUAUCCUUAAAAAAUAUAUAUUUUUCUUUAUUACUUUCCAACCCCACCGCCCCUUCCCCAAUUGGAGCAAACUAGUGAACAACAACGCCUAGGCCUCUACUUCCAGCCUAUCCACACUACACACAUCUUAUGGACACAGCCAACAUGGUGUUUCUAAUGUUACCAUAGGAAUGUAGGUUGGGUUAACUGCAUUUAAUUUACAGGUGCUAGUAUAGGCGAACUGUGCGUGACUGUGGUUCACCUGGUAAUAUGUGUGUGUGUGUGCGUGCGUGUGUGUGUGUGUGUGUGUGAUUUGACAGGUGCGUGUGAAUCAGGAGGAGGACUCUGGAGCGGAGAGUGUAGGGAGUUGUGCUCUGGACCAGGAGGACCCACACACUGCCCCCCGGGACACACACAGCGCCGAGCACCGAGACCAGAUGAGGACCAAUGUGGUCAAAGAGAUCAUGAACACGGAACGCAUCUACAUCAAACACCUCCGGGACAUCUGUGAGGUGGGUGGAGGCUCGACCAUAAACGUUAACCGACCCUAACCCAUGUCUCCCCUCCUCCAUCGUCACUGACAUUACAACUAGGGUAGAAUUUCUAUUGGUUUUGCUCUCCUCCUCCUGCUCUCCUCCGUCCUCUCCUUGCCUCUUUUUGAAAAAGGUCAAAGGUAAUCGAGGAGCGGAGGAGAGGAAAUGUGGAAACUAAUGCGCUUGUAUGAAAUUAAACUCUCCCUCUCCACUCACGCGUCACCCGGCAAAUGAUCCACUUCGCUGAUCCUCAACACUGGGGCUCCACAAGGGUGCAUGCUCAGCCCCCUGCUGUACUCCCUGUUCAUCCAUGACUGCGUGGCCACGCACGCCUCCAACUCAAUCAUCAAGUUUACAGACGACACAACAGUAGUAGGCUUGAUUACCAACAAUGACGAGACCGCCUACAGGGAGGAGGUGAGGGCUCUGGGAGUGUGGUGCCAGGAAAAUAACCUCUCACUCAACGUCAACAAAACAAAGGAGAUGAUCGUGGACUUCAGGAAACAGCAGAGGGUGCACCCCCCCUAUCCACAUCGACGGGACCGCAGAAGGUGGAAAGCUUCAAGUUCCUUGGCGUACACAUCACUAGCAAACUUAAAUGGUCCACCUACGCAGACAGUGUCGUGAAGAAGGCGCAACAGAGCAUCUUCAACCUCAGGAGGCUGAAGAGAUUUGUCUUGGCACCUAAAACCCUCACAAACUUUUACAGAUGCACAAUUGAGAGCAUCCUGUCGGGCUGUAUCACCGCCUGGUACGGCAACUGCACCGCCCGCAACCGCAGGGCUCUCCAGAGGGUGGUGCGGUCUGCCGAACGCAUUACCGGGAACAAACUACCCGCCCUCCAGGACACCUACAGCACCCGAUGUCACAGGAAGGCCAAAAAGAUAAUCAAGGACAUCAACCACCCGAGCCACUGCCUGUUCACCCCGCUAUCAUCCAGAAGGCGAGGUCAGUACAGGUGCAUCAAAGCUGGGACCGAGAGAAUGAAAAACAGCUUCUAUCUCAAGGCCAUCAGGCUGUUAAAUAGCCAUCACUAGCACAUUAGAGGUUGCUGCUGCCUAUUGAAAUCACUGGCCACUUUAAGAAAUAGAACACUAGUCACUUUAAUAAUGUUGACAUAUCUUGCAUUACUCAUCUCAUAUGUAUAUACUGUAUUCUAUAAUAUUCUACUGUAUCUUAGUCCAUGCCGCUCUGUCAUUGCUUGUCCAUAUAUGUAUUUUAUAGAUAAAAGGAUAAGUAGCAUAUAAUUUUAUAUGUAUGCAUGCUCUUCUCCUCUGAGAACACCUGAUUCAAAGGAGGCAUGGCACUUCCGCGCUACCUGCCGCAAGGACACUCUUGUGCGUCCUCUGUCGAAGUUGGAAAUGGAGGAGAGGAGCAGAUGCCUUUGUUUUCACCUACUAACCAUUUGACACUCUUCUCGACCACUUAUCAGUUUCCGGGUCACGGAGGAGAGGAGGACAGAGGAGUCAAGGAGAGAAGAGGACUGACUUUUAUUCAAAUGAGAAUCUCCCUAGUGCUCUGGAUCUCCACCAGCUUCAUUGGCUCUCCCCCUGCUGGUCAAACCUUGCAUUGACCACAACUCAAUAGUAACGGUUAUUCCUUGUUACAACUUAAACAUCUGACUAUGUCUAAUGCUUUUCCCAGGGCUAUAUCCGUCAGUGUCGUAAAAACCCGGGCAUGUUCACUGAGCUGCAGCUGAAGACCAUUUUCAGUAACAUCGAGGACAUCUAUAAGUUCCAGAGACAGUUCCUCAAAGACCUGGAGAAGAAGUACAACACAGACCAGCCUCACCUCAGUGAGAUAGGAGCCUGUUUCCUCUCACAGGUACUUCUACCUUUCUACACACACAGUCACACACAUACACAGAUUGUAUUACUACAUACAGCAUUUUUCCAAAACAUUUUUCCUGUAAACAUUUCACUGUAUACAUUUCAAAACAGUCACAUCCCUAUUUGGUAAGGUUUUAUUUAACUCUCUUGCCCCCUCUCUCCCUCCUUUUUUCCCUCUCCCCUCUCUGUAUCCCCCCUCUCUCUCUCUCAGGGGGAGGGUUUCUCCAUCUACUCUGAGUACUGUAACACCCACCCUGCAGCGUGUGGGGAGCUGCAGCGCCUCAUGAAGCUGGGCAGGUACAAGCACUUCUUUGAGGCCUGCCGGCUGCUGCAGCAGAUGAUUGACAUCUCCAUCGCUGGCUUCCUGCUCACGCCCGUCCAGAAGAUCUGCAAGUACCCCCUGCAGCUGAGAGAGCUGCUCAAAUACACCCCCAAAGACCACAGGUAAGUCACAACACACACACACUUUACAAACUUCACAACAUAUACUGUACCCACACAUGCACCUAUACACACACCUAUACACACACACACGGAUACACACACAAACCUUUUCACACUCUCAAAUGCUGUUGAUGUUGUGUGCUGUAGUGACUACGGUAGAGUGAGUGAUGCGUACGAGGCGAUGAAGAACGUGGCGAGCCUCAUCAAUGAGGGGAAGAGGCGGCUGGAGAGUGUUGACGCCAUCGCUCACUGGCAGGUGGCCAUCCUACACUGGGAGGUGAGAGAAUCUUCUACUUGUGUUAUUACUGUAGCAGAAAGAUGUUAUACCUAUGCUAUUGCCAUCGUAGCAGGAACUCAUGUUGUCUACCUGGCUCAAAGUAAUGCACUGAGUGGGGUGAUUUGAGAUGUAGCUAGUGGAUCAAUCAAUGAUCUAACAAUGACUGCAACUCAACCUAAUGAAUGUCUCUCUGUCAUUGUUCCUUUCAGGGAGCAGACGUGUUGGAGCGCAGCUCGGAGCUGAUCCACUCUGGAGAGCUGACCCGGAUCACCUGGCAGGGCAACAAGACACAGCAGCGCAGCUUCUUCCUGUUUGACCACCAGCUGGUGUUCUGUAAGAAGGACGUACUGCGCCGCGACCUGCUGCACUACCGCGGCCGCCUGGACAUGGACCACACGGAGGUCCUGGAGAUGCCCGACGGCAGGGACCCUGAGCUGGGCAUCUCGCUGAAGAACGCCCUGCGGCUCCGCAACAGCUCCACCCUGGAGACCCUGUGUUACCUCUGCUGCAGAAAGCCCAAGGACAGACAACGCUGGCUGCAGGCCUUCGCCAGGGAGAGACUGAGAGUACAGGAGGACCAAGAGAUGGGUGAGGAGGGGUGGGAUGGAGAGAUGGAGGGGAAGGGAAGGAGACUAGAAGAGGGGAAAGGUGUUUCACCAGAGGAGAAUGUGUAAGUGUUGAAUGACAUUUGAUUGGCUGUUUUUUUUCUUUAUUUUAUUUUUAAGGAAUGAAGAUCAGUGAAACGCAGCGAAAACAAGCAAUCUUCAAUGCAAGGAAAUCCAAACAAGGGAAAAUGAAGAGUAAGCGUUAAAUACAUCAUGCUUUUUUAUUCUUACAGUUGCUGUGCAUGUGGUAUUGGAUUCAUUUUAUGCUCACUAUUGUAAAGAAUGUUUUAAAAACGUUGUGUUUGUGUGUUUUGUAUUUCCUCCACAGCCAUUGGCUACUCUGGCACUGUCCCGCCACACCACCAGCCCCUGCAUCCAAUUCACCAGCGCCACGUUACCGUGCCAACCAGCGUGCCUCAGCAGCAGGUGUUCACAUUGGCCGAGCCCAAGCAAAAGCCCGCCCACCUGUGGUACACCUUCACCCGACACGCCUUCUUCAGGAAAUGAGGAUCCACCCCCCCCUCCUCUCGCCUGUUCCUGACUCUAAAUGUUCUGACCACGCCUAGAAUUGUCCUAAUGACUCAAAGAAAAACGUACAGUUAUGGACCCACAUAUUUCAGGACAGUAUCUGUGCACAUACUACUUUGUGUAAUGUGUGUUUUAUCAAUGUGUUUGUGUGCCUCUUAAAGUGGGUCUAUAUGUCUGUGUGUUUU
Coregonus sp. 'balchen' is the source of this 27891-nucleotide messenger RNA. Lineage: Eukaryota; Metazoa; Chordata; Actinopteri; Salmoniformes; Salmonidae. The record is from the annotation of a GenBank genome assembly.